Epinephelus fuscoguttatus (brown-marbled grouper) is the source of this 3179-nucleotide messenger RNA. RefSeq names its product pyroglutamyl-peptidase I like (gene pgpep1l). Lineage: Eukaryota; Metazoa; Chordata; Actinopteri; Perciformes; Serranidae. The coding region runs from base 118 to 720 and encodes 200 amino acids. Gene Ontology annotation, molecular function: pyroglutamyl-peptidase activity. The transcript is spliced from 6 exons. The record is from RefSeq and is a predicted model, not a curated record. Gene Ontology annotation, biological process: proteolysis. Gene Ontology annotation, cellular component: cytosol.
CUGCGGUAGCUAAAAUAAACCCUGACGUUUUUCAGUGGUCUGUACCCAUAGACUGUACCGGACCAGCCAGUACCGGACUUCAUAGUCCGGUACUGGCUGUGUGAACCUGACUGCGUUAUGAGUGGAUCCGACAUCGUGGUGGUCACAGGUUUUGGACCUUUUCGACAGUUCCUGGUGAACCCCAGCUGGACAGCAGCCCAGGGCUUGAAGUUGGUCGGACUGGGAGAAGGGACUGAUGUUUACAUCAAGGAGGUGCCAGUGAGUUAUGUGAAGACCCAGCAAAUCAUUGCUGAGAUUUGGCAAACUCUUCACCCAAAGUUUGCUGUACAUCUGGGCGUAGCCAGAGCUUCUAGUGUCAUCAUUCUGGAGCAAACAGGAAAGAACAGCGGCUACAGAGACAAAGACGUGUGCGGCUUCUGCCCUGAGAGUCACUGCUGUGUGGAGGGAGGACCAGACAAACUGGACUCGGUCGUUAAUAUGAGGGCUGUCGCCAAAGAGCUCCAACAAGCAGGGGCGGAUGUUGUUUAUUCAAGAGAUGCUGGCAGGUACCUGUGUGACUUUGCAUAUUACUGCUCACUGUAUUAUGGUCAGAGGAGAGCAGCAUUUAUCCAUGUGCCCUCAUCUGGCAGCCUGACCUCAGGUGACAGACUGGUACCACUGCUGCAGAGCCUCAUUCUCGCCAUGCUGGACCAGCUGGAGGACUCUUCAGAAACCACGUGAUGAGAACAUGAGCGAGAGGUCUCUUUGCAGUCUACAACAGCCUCUGCAGCUGGGUGCCAGCUCCGCUCUGCACAGAGGAAUUAUGGGUAGAGCUUUUCUUAAGCACGCGCCUUGCUUCAUACUCUAAAGCAGCAGUCAGGGGAGGGGGGGUGGCUUGGGCUUGUUUUUCAGCAGCGCAGCAAGUGUCUUAAAGUUGACGUUAAGAUGUCCAAACCCAGGAAGCGAAGACCUCCCGUGGAACGACGUGUAAUGCUUGGUGCUCCGGGGUAACCUGACGGCGAAGUCCUGCCUGCUGAAAACUCUUUCCCCACCAUCUGUUGCUGCGCACGGGGCUUGAUGCAAAUUUAGAAAACAAACACUGCAGUAAAUCAUGACAUGUUGUCAGCAUCCUGCCAAUCACAGCAAACAUAGACACAUGCUAUUGCCAUUAAGCUUAACGGACUUACAUUUGACCUGUCACCAGUGACGUUAUUAACACAUGUACAGCUCACAGUGGUACAUGAGCUGUACAUGUAUGUCCUACAGCUGGCAUGAAAGAGCUCCUCUCGGUCGGGCAACAUCUAUUUCACUUUUUAUUUGUCUAUUGCCACCAAUUUUUAUAUAAUGUUUGUUUACCUGCAUUUAGUACAUUCAAGUCCAUUUUAACAAACUAAAUGUGCUGUAUACAUAAAGUUUACUGACUGAUCUUUAAAGGUUCAGUGUGUGGGACUGAAGGGGAUAUGUGUCAUCAGAUAUAUCAUACAAUGUUAUGUUUUUUCGUAGUGUGUAAUCACCUGAAAUUGAGUAUUGUCAUGUUUUUGUUAACUCAGAAUGAGCCAUUUAUACCUACAUAGGGAGUGGGUCCUUGUCCAUGGAGUCGGCCAUGUUUGUACAGUAGCCCAGAAUGGACAAACCAAACACUGGCUCUAGAUAGGGCCCUCUGCCUUUUCACAUUGACCACUGUAAUUAGCAGCCCCUCUACCACAAGCCGAACAAAAGCAUCAGAACAGCUGCUUUAUUCAGUGUUUUUACCGGUUUAAAUCUCUGCGUCUGUUUGUUUCAGACAGGAAGAGAACUCUGCGGACAAUUUCCAGUUAAAACAUCCUGAAUGUCUGGAUCUUAAGUUAGCAGAGAAAAAAAUUAAGCACACAUUAGCAGGUGCUGGGCUAGCCUGUACCGUUUGUUUUGGAGAGGAGGAGACCUCUGCGGAUAAUAUGGCUCCCAGUAAAAAAAAUCACCUAAACAAUGAACACUAAAGAAAUCCUAAAGGGGAUUUAUACUUUUGUGGCAGACCCUACGCCGUAGCCUACGCACGUGGCCUACGCCGUUGUGAGCAUUUAUACUUGUACAGUGGUGUGUCUGUGUCACUCUGCAGUCACACCUCCAAAACACUAGUCGACGGCGGGGUUUCUUUGAAGUGCUGAAUAGUAUAGUUGAUUCAAAACACACAUUAAACAUGGCUUAAUAGCAACAGUUUCAAACAUUACACAAAUCAACUUCUUCAUAACUAGCAGCAUUCACAGACAAAGCACUUGUCUUUUCCUGGACACAUUUCGCACACAAAUACAACAUACUAAUGUUUUUAGCACAACAUUUUACAUUGUAUAAAUUAGCCUAGUAGCUAGCGGACUUUUCCUCCACUCAUAUGAAGGCAGGGACAACAGCAACAUUUAACAAAGGUAACAUUACAAAAUUUGGCUCCAUUACAGCUUGCAAGGUUCACCGACAAAACAACUGCUUUAUACUAAACACGUUUUCCAAACAGAUGUAACAUGCUAACGUUAUUGGCACAAGCCUAUGGCAGUUAAUACUUGGCACAUGGGAGAAGUUUCAGUUGGUUGCAAUCUGCAAUCCUCACCACUAGAUGCCACUAAAUCCUACGCACUGCUCCUUUAACUUGAAAACAACCUUUGGGUGACCAAAAUGGCUGCCUCAGUCCUGUGCUCUCUAAUACUUGUUUUCUUUAUUUGAUCUGUUUAAGCUGUGUGCGUCUGUAUCUGUAUCGCACUGUAAAUGUGUCUCCUGCACUGUCUUUAAUUACAGAUAGAGCUCAUGUAAACUGGAGUCAGACCCGCCCUCGUAUGUGUGUCUGACUCUGUACUUUUGUGUCACAUCAAUAACUGCUGAGCAUUACAAAUAUGUGGUGUGAUAGUGCAAAAACAGAGUUUUCAAAAUGAAAUCAGGCAGCAGUCAGGUUUUUAUUAAAUAAUCCGCACUAGUCUAGACAUGGCCAAAAUGUAACCAGACUAAAAAAAUGGACAGAAAGAACCUUGAAUCACUCAGAUAAAAUCAGAAACAGACACAGGCCAAGUGCAGAACAGUCUUCAGACAUCUAUGGUAAAUGUUUAAUAAACUCGAACGGGAAUCUCUGGCAACUAAACUGCACACAUGCAACAUCCCCAGUGUGGUGAAACCUUGAUGUAUAAUAGCACUGCUAGUGAUACUGCACAUUCCGCAAUAAAUCAUGUUGUUUAAUAUAA